UGGAAACCUGUGGUCUCAACCUUAACCCCACUCUUCCUCAGCUGUGCGCCUUGGGCUCCAAAUUCGAAGAUCGAAUUCUUUCUUGAGUGGGCCUGUCAAGCUUCUUUGCAUGGCAACCCCGAGCGCGCGUUCUUCUGACUGACCGAUAAGACGCCAUGAUAUGGAGGAAACCGAACUUUUCCGCAUCCAUUCUCUGCUCCACUUAAUAUUUCAUCGCAACAGAAACCAGCAUGGCAAGGCAAAAUGGUGGAAAUGGCUUUCUAUCCUGAAGCGAGCUGUGUGGAACCUUGCGCUGAAUUUGGGCUCAAGCCACAACGAAAACGCCCAGUCCCCCAUUGAGUCCUGUAAACGAUAUUUGGCAGAUUACAUUGUACCGCGAUGCUACGUGGCCUUCUCGGUGGUCGUAGCAGAUGCCCAGUUUUCUACACUGGGUACUGUGCUCCUUGCCACUCUUUCUCACCUUUCCAAGGCGACAGGGGUUGGCAAAGCACUAAAGUCGCUCCCGCGGACAAAAAAUAUCCAUGGGGAUGAUUCUCUACGCUAUAUGGGGACGCCAAGGAAACAGGAGGAUAUGGGGGAAGCACUAUCACGAGCUGGGGAGACAUUGGACAUUCUUCGAAGUUCGAAGACGCAUCAAACACCGGGUCCGGUUUUGGAAAACACCGUGCUUCCCACGUUGAGAGAGACUAGUGUUGCUGAGGUUUCGGGCCCAGGGAAGAAGAUGAAGAAGAAGAUGAAGAAGAAAAAUGCGAUCGAUGACAUUUUUAACGGACUGUUAUGAUUCUAAAAAGACUAAGGCCUUGUCUCUCCAGUUAUGCCUGGUUCAUAACCAGAAAUGGUGAUAUCCAACGGGUAAUGCCUUUUAUGACCUAUAUCCAAAAUGUAAUGUACAUAUCAUGAAGAUCUUGCAGUGUAAUGUCUUGACUAACCGCUAUGUAAUGGCGGAAAACAGUUGGGAAACUUCACUCAAUAGGCUCACCGCUAGGUGGUGGAUAAUCGCCCAAGACAUUGUGUAUAGAUAUUUCGGCGAAAAAACAGUCCAAAUAAAAAGAUGGGUCCUUAACGCUGUACAGGCGGCCAUAACAGAUACCAGUGUUGUAGCCGUGUGGAAAGUCAAAAGACUUAUAUGAGUUUGCAUUUCGUCCCAAGUUUGGCCUGCUCUAAGAAGCU
Messenger RNA from Aspergillus versicolor CBS 583.65, 1170 nucleotides. RefSeq lists its product as uncharacterized. The record is from RefSeq and is a predicted model, not a curated record. Bases 161 to 781 code for a protein of 206 amino acids. Gene Ontology annotation, molecular function: rRNA primary transcript binding. Gene Ontology annotation, biological process: maturation of 5.8S rRNA from tricistronic rRNA transcript (SSU-rRNA, 5.8S rRNA, LSU-rRNA); nuclear-transcribed mRNA catabolic process, RNase MRP-dependent. The transcript has 2 exons. Gene Ontology annotation, cellular component: ribonuclease MRP complex. NCBI's taxonomy places the organism in Eukaryota, Fungi, Ascomycota, Eurotiomycetes, Eurotiales, Aspergillaceae.